CGACCUGCGCUCCUGUCAUGCACGCGAGAAGGGAAAUUGGCGAGCAUAGGAUCUGCACACGCACACACACUCACACACACACACAAACAUCGACACACACAUACACAUGCACAGAGAGCGAGAGCCUUGAUGAUUGCUGGCUGCACGACACGAAUUUGGUCAGCGAUUUUUUUCCCUCAUCUGCCACAGCACAGAUCUGCACGAGAUCCAGCCUUUAUUCCUGUCAAAAAGCGUGCAUUGGCGUUUUAACAUCUGCCAGAUCCGCCGCGCACAACUCCACAGGGAGGCAGAGGAGCUCGAGCCGUUAUUCUUCUUAAUAAGAGAAUUCAGGAAAGCCUCAAGAGAUGCCAAAAAGGAGCGGACUUUGGUUGCUGCUGCUGCUGCUGCUCGUGCUACUGCUCGGGCUGCUGGUCGUCGCAUCGGCGCACGAGCAGGACGUGAACGAAUCGUACUCGCCGCGGAGAGCGCGCGCCUCCGCCAACAGCCCCGCAGAUGUGAUGCGCUGUUUGAAUAGUGCCCUCCAAGUGGGCUGUGGUGCCUUCGCUUGUCUGGAGAACUCCACGUGUGACACAGAUGGAAUGCAUGACAUUUGCAAGUCCUUUCUCUACAGUGCUGCUAAAUUUGACACUCAGGGCAAGGCCUUUGUGAAGGAGAGCCUGAAGUGCAUCGCCAAUGGCAUCACCUCCAAGGUCUUUCUUACUGUGCGCCGUUGUUCCACGUUCCAGCGGAUGAUCUCGGAGGUUCAGGAGGAGUGCUACACCAAGCUGGACAUCUGCACUGUGGCCAGGUCAAACCCAGAAGCCAUUGCCGAGGUAGCUCAACUGCCCAGCCACUUUCCUAACAAGUUUUAUGGAAAGCUGCUGCAGAGUUUAAUGGACUGUGACGAGGAAACGGUCGACCUGUUGAGGGUGAAUCUGAUGCCCCGCUUGGGGCCUGAGAUUGCCAUGCUCUUCCAGCUACUGCAGAACAAGCCUUGCCCAUCCACUGCUGUGCCCACUGGGGCGGAGACUCGUGGAGGCUGGCACUGGCCUGCCAGUCCCCACCCACACAAGAACCAGCCUCAUCUACGCAACAGGGACACGGCCAAUCUCUUCAGCAAGAAACGCAACGUGGAUAACAGCUCUUAACCCCCGACCGUCUUUCUUGGUCCAAAUCUAGAGGUUGUGCACAAUUUUGCAAAAUGAAAAAGAAAAAAAAACAAAACAAAGCAUAUUAGUGGCUCAUUCACCAUCAGAAUGCAGGAAUAACAUUAAUUCUCUUGAACAGGAAAAAAAAAAAGAAAA
Messenger RNA from Hemibagrus wyckioides, 1283 nucleotides. It is a transcript of the gene stc1, whose product is annotated as stanniocalcin 1. The coding region runs from base 345 to 1127 and encodes 260 amino acids. Gene Ontology annotation, molecular function: hormone activity. NCBI's taxonomy places the organism in Eukaryota, Metazoa, Chordata, Actinopteri, Siluriformes, Bagridae. The record is from RefSeq and is a predicted model, not a curated record. Gene Ontology annotation, cellular component: extracellular region. Gene Ontology annotation, biological process: intracellular calcium ion homeostasis. The transcript is spliced from 4 exons.